AUGAGUCCGUUCCUCCCUCGUGAACCUCACCUUGACGACCCGUUGAGCAACGCGAUGACACACAUUUGCGAACCGGACCACAGUCCAAUCUCCUGCUCGGCGACCAACCUUCCCUCUCCAACCUCCAAUCGCCGCGUCAUUGUGACAGCCCUGCAUCCAGACAACAGCGCCAGAUUCAUCAGAAAGGUUAUGGAGAUGAUAGACACCACUGUUCGCACUCAGUCCAACACUGCGGACGAUGUGUCAGGGGAAAUCACGAGGCCCCAAUGGGCGGAAUGGCGAAGCGAAGAUUCACAAGCCUCAGAUCCGUCAACGACUGUGAGUGAAGUCGAUCUCAGCACAAGUACAAGCUCAACGGCAGUCGAAAGCGCAAGCCCAACACUAUCACCAUCAUCCACCUUGCCUCUGCUGGCGACAUCUCUGUCUAUGACCACGGUUCUCACAUCGUCGCCAUUGUCAUCACCCAGCUUUACUGUGACUUACAGUGGUUCACCAACAUCCAGCGAUUCAACCGCAUCCUCUGCCGUCAACAACCUCGUCUCACCGCCGUCCUCUGCCUACACCACGGGCAUUUACAUUGCGCUGGGAAUAUUCUUAUUCUUUGGCAUCUUGUGCGCUUUGGUCACCAGUCCUGCCAUUGCGAAUGCUGUCAAAGGAUUGUUUAGGCGGGGAGGGAGAGCAACAGAACAGUGA
Fonsecaea pedrosoi CBS 271.37 is the source of this 693-nucleotide messenger RNA. RefSeq lists its product as uncharacterized. The record is from RefSeq and is a predicted model, not a curated record. The transcript has a single exon. NCBI's taxonomy places the organism in Eukaryota, Fungi, Ascomycota, Eurotiomycetes, Chaetothyriales, Herpotrichiellaceae. Bases 1 to 693 code for a protein of 230 amino acids.